Molecule: messenger RNA, 2426 nt
Organism: Haliotis rufescens (red abalone)
Lineage: Eukaryota; Metazoa; Mollusca; Gastropoda; Lepetellida; Haliotidae
Product: collagen alpha-5(VI) chain-like
Exons: 14
Coding region: 70-2349 (759 amino acids)
Source: RefSeq, a predicted model, not a curated record
UAAAGAACCGCACAAAUGGUAUUCUUUCAAGCUUUGACCUACAUGUAAGUGACACACAGGCACUGGAAUAUGGAUAACAGUUUUAUAUUUUUUGUUGUGGCAUUUGUGGGAUGUGCUCAGUUUGCUGUUGGAAGCCGCGUUCGCUGCCUGGAGUGCAGUAGAAUGACAAAACCUGAGGACUGCAAGAAGGAUGUGCUAUGCGACGAGAUCGAGAUCUGUCAUACUGAAAAGUACAUCACAGAUCUGGGGCACAUCCUGUACGACACUGGCUGUAAACUCACUUCCUCGUGUGCUGCAUUGGGGUACAAGAGACCUCAGGGCGCUUUCCAGCCUAACAUGGCCCUCACAGGGCGCAAGCGGCAGAACAUUGCAGCUCAUGUGUGUGAACAGUGUUGUGAUACAGAUCUGUGCAACAUGCACCUGUGUGGGGGAAAAGAUACUGGGAAACUGGAAUGUGCAACGUGUGUGGGUCUGCAGAACAUGUCCUACUGUACGCAGUUAGACUUCUGUGAACCAGACGAGGUAUGCUUUAUCGAAAAAAAGAUAACAGACACCUUUGGACAACUGUAUGACGCGGGCUGCGUCAAAAAGUCGCAAUGUGAUGCCAAACACCAUUCCAAGCGACAGUAUGACAACGUGGUGGACCUGUGCUUUAACUGCUGCAACACGUCAUCCUGUAACUACGAGUGCCACAGGGCUCCAACACCAGCGGUAACAACUCCAACUAUUAUUACUAAUACGCCGACCACAACAACAACAGCAACAACAACAACAACAACAACAACAACAACUACUACUACUACUACUACUACUACUACUACUACUACACCUACUACCACUACGCCGACUACAACAACAACUACUACUACUACUACUACUACUACACCAACUACUACUACGCCUACUACUAUACCAACUACUACUACGCCCACUACUACACCAACUACUGCGCCAACAACUCCCACUUCUCCUACUACAACUACAACAUCUACUACUACAGCAGCGCCUUUGCCGUCAUCCAUCUGCCCCACGUUCCCACCCAUGGCCACAAGACAACCCCCCAAGAUCUUGAACAACGUCCUUGCAUCCAUUGGAUGCAGUGGCAUGAAUGAUGUUGUCCUCCUCGUGGAUGAUUCGCACGCUGUCACGGAUGAGGAUGCGCACCACUUUGAGAUGUUUGCCCGGGUGUUUGCCGCCACCCUAGAUAUUGGUCCAAAUAAGACCCGGAUGGGGUAUACGUACUAUGGAGAACAAUCCAGGGACAUUAUUAAUCUACAUAGAGGCGAUGACCGGGAUUACAUCAACGCACACAUGGCUUACGCAGAACGGAAAUAUGGAACCGCUGCAGGUAACGCCAAACUUGGGAAAGCACUCAUGCGUGUCAAUCAAGUGGUGUUUUCGAAACGACACGAAAGACCGGGCGCAAAGAAGUACCUGGUGAUAUUGUCUGAAAGCAACGCAUACCACAUGGGUAUAACAAUAGCAGAAGCAAAACUAUUAAAGGACAGAGGAGUAGAAAUCAUCUUUAUUGGAAUUGGGGAUUUUACAGGUUUAUCCAGUGACCUUGAGAAAGUGGUGACAAGUCCACAUCAGACUCACCUGAUCACGGUGGAUUCUGUAGAAGAUCUCGGGUAUUCGCUGGAGGAUAUUUUCGUGAGUCGUUGUUGGGGACACACUCCAACCGUGGCUCCAGAUCCAUGCGCCGGACCCAAGCUUCUCAACUAUCUCGGUUGUGGAGCCAAAGAAGACAUUAUAUUGAUCCUGGACCACUCUGGCAGCAUCACCAUUCCUGACUGGAAGAAGAUGGCGGAGUUUACCCACAAGUUGGUGGACCACUUCAACGUGUCCCAAGACACCACAAGAAUUGGAUUGAUGAUCUUUAACAACGAACAGAAGCCGCUCAUCCAGCUUGGAAACUCGCUUAGCAAAGCCGAUCUGUUGAGCGAAAUUGAUGCCAAGUUAGGGGGUGUCCGCGUGGAGGGCGACACUUUUACUAAUCUUGCCUUGGACCGAACUUUACAUUUGUUUCGUCAUGAACGGAGACAGGACGCCAUGAAGGUGGCAAUCAUCUUCACCGAUGGCGGUUCUCACAAGAAAUUUGAAACGUUCUCCACUGCCAUGGACCUUCAUCAUGACAACGUCACCGUAUUUGUUGUUGGAAUCGGCACCGAGAUUGACCUAAACGAGCAGAUGAUACUAGCCUCUGACCCGGAUGCAGAACACAUGCUGAACGUGCACGAUUACCACAACCUCAUUCGGUACCUUGAUUACCUGAUUGCAGUCAGGUGCAGAGAUAUGGCCAUAUCAACUACCCCUGUCCAUCCAUCUACAACAAUCAGACGAACCUGAUCAGUAAUCAAGACGGCGUUGAAAGACCAGUGACCUAUUGUGACAUGGCAUGGCUUGAAUAAAAAUGUACGUUAGAA